Molecule: messenger RNA, 504 nt
Organism: Closterium sp. Naga37s-1
Lineage: Eukaryota; Viridiplantae; Streptophyta; Zygnematophyceae; Desmidiales; Closteriaceae
Source: the annotation of a GenBank genome assembly
AUGUUCCCCGGAAAUGGGUUGCAGCUUGCAGCUAGCGGGAAUGUUCCGGACUCACCUCUCAGCACCCCUUCCAACCGAUCCCAAAUAUCGUUCCCUCGCGGCUCUGCUGCAGUCGCAGCCAGCGGGGAUGCUCCCGGCUCACCUCUCAGCACCCCUUCCAAAUCUCGCUCCUUCGCGUCUCUGGCGGCGGCAAUGGGCGGUAAGAAGGCAGGCGGCGCGGGGAUUUGCGGAGGAGCUCGGUGGCAUGCGACAUGUUCGGCGGCGGUGGUGCUUCUAACGAUGAUGCUUUCUCCCUCAUCCCCCUCCCUCAUCCAACUCCUAGCCUUCUCCUCCCUCAUCCCUCUCCUUCAUCCCCCUCCCCUAUCCCUCUGCUCCCUCCCUCUCUUUCUUUCCUCUCCCCUGUCCCUCUCCCCUAUCUCAUUCCCUCAUCUUUUCCACCUAUCCCUAUGCUUUCGCCUUGUCUUUCCGUUUUCCCUCUCCCCCAUCCCUCUCCCCCAUCCUUAG